Drosophila mojavensis is the source of this 1077-nucleotide messenger RNA. RefSeq names its product skin secretory protein xP2. The record is from RefSeq and is a predicted model, not a curated record. Bases 84 to 992 code for a protein of 302 amino acids. NCBI's taxonomy places the organism in Eukaryota, Metazoa, Arthropoda, Insecta, Diptera, Drosophilidae. The transcript has 3 exons.
AUGGUAUAAAUAGUAACAGACCAGGCCCAGACAGACAGAAGCUAUUCAAACGCUUGUGGAGUAAGAGCCGAACUAUCACCGAAAUGAAAUUCUUGGUCGUUGCCGUUGCCUUCCUGGCCUGCGCCAGUGCUGAUGUGUCCCAGCUGAGCUCGGGCUAUAACUAUCAAGCGCCCGCUCCGGUCUACCAGCCAGCUCCAGCACCCAUCACCUACGAAGCACCCGCUCCGGUCUACCAGCCAGCGCCCGCUCCGGUUUACCAGCCAGCACCAGCUCCAGCUCCAGUCUACCAGCCAGCUCCAGCUCCAGCUCCGGUCUACCAGCCAGCUCCAGCUCCAGUCUACCAGCCAGCACCGGCUCCGGUCUACCAGCCAGCUCCGGCUCCGGUCUACCAGCCAGCCCCUGCCCCAAUCCAAAUCGAGACACCUGCACCUGCUCCAGUCAGCAGCUACAUCCCACCCGCACCAGUCUCGAUCCCAGCUCCUGCUCCAGUCAGCAGCUACAUCCCACCCGCACCAGUGUCGAUCCCAGCUCCUGCUCCAGUCUACCAGCCUGCCCCUGCCCCUGCUCCAGCACCAAUCCAAAUCCCAGCUCCUUUGCCCGGCAAGAUCGCUCCUGCUCCCGUGAGAUCCUACAUUCCUCCUGCGGCACCAGCACCCGUCAACCUGCCCGCCCCAGCUCCAAUCAACGUGGCCCCUGCUCCAGCUCCGGCUCCCAUCAACGUUGCUCCGGCUCCAACCAACCAGUACAUCCCCCCAGCAGCUCCCGCUCCCGUCCAAGCUGAAGCCCCAGCACCAGUUGCUCCAGUCUCUCUGCCAGCCCCUGCUCCGGUCAACCAGUACAUCCCUCCUGCCGCUCCCGCUCAGGCUGCCAUCCGUGUUCCCGCCCCCGCACCAGCGCUGGCUCCCCAGCCCUCUCUGGAGGAGAUCGAGCCCAUCUCUAAUGAUGGAUACCGCUACAAGACCGUGCGUCGUAUCAUCCGUCGCCGCUUCUAAGCAGUGAUCGAGAGUCCUAAGUCUAGGGCGAUGACAAGAAGUUGAUUCAAUAAAAAAAAAUAUUAAGUUUGUACAAAAAACAAAA